ACAGUUGUCCCUUUUCUGUCUAUCCUGAAUACUAGUUUAUUAGAGUAUCUGGUAAAUGCCAAAUACAUAUAUAAAUCUUAUGCUGUUUGUGUGACCAAUGAAUGUAUUUUGUACCAUUCAGAACUCAACCUCUCUACACUCUUGUUCUGCCUAGGAACUUAAGGUUAAAGACAAAACAACAACUCAAUUUCUCUUUAAAAGCUGGUCGUUGUUUAAAUCGCCAUUCAUUCUUAUCAUGCCACUAUAUUGAAGAUAAUUAAUUAUCAGUAACAGUAGCAGAAGAAAACAUGACAUGUAAUGUAACAUUGUAACUUUGACAGCUUCACCAAAACAAUAUUACUCCAUUAUUCAUACCUUCUUUUUCUGUCCACAAUGUCUACCCUUUAUCCACGUGUUCAACCUAUGGUUUUAACAGAAAUGAGUGAAAAAGUUGAGGGAAGCUUAACAGUGACAUGGGAGAAUCUGAAAGUCACUGUUCCAGAUGGAAACAAAAGGAAACCAAUUCUUCAGGAUCUUACAGGUUAUGCUCAACCUGGAAGGCUUUUGGCUAUAAUGGGCCCUUCUGGCUCUGGAAAAUCCACACUUCUUGAUGCUUUAGCAGGAAGACUAAGCUCAAACAUAAAGCACACAGGAAAUAUUCUAAUCAAUGGUCACAAACAAGCACUGGCUUAUGGCAUAUCUGGUUAUGUAACACAAGAUGAUGCUAUGCUGUCGACAUUAACGGCCGGAGAAACUUUAUACUACUCAGCUCAGCUUCAAUUUCCAGAUUCUAUGUCCAUAACAGAGAAGAAAGAACAAGCUGAUGUUAUACUCAGAGAAAUGGGUCUAACAGAUGCUGUUAACACAAGGGUUGGAGGAUGGGGUUCUAAAGGCCUAAGUGGUGGACAAAAGAGGAGACUUAGCAUUUGCAUCGAGAUUCUAACACGCCCGCGACUUCUCUUUCUCGAUGAACCGACUAGUGGACUUGAUAGUGCAGCUUCUUAUUAUGUUAUGAGUAGGAUUGCCUCUUUGAAUUUAAGUGAUGGCAUUAAAAGGACUGUUGUUGUAUCCAUUCACCAGCCUAGCAGUGAAGUUUUUGAACUUUUUCAUGAUCUUUGUCUUCUGUCUUCUGGUGAAACUGUGUAUUUUGGUCCUUCCUAUGAUGCAAAUCAGUUUUUUGCUGCAAAUGGUUUUCCUUGUCCAACACUCCACAAUCCUUCUGAUCACUACUUAAGGAUCAUAAACAAAGAUUUUGAAUUGGAUACUGAAGAAGGCUUAGGUAAGGGAGUUACCACAGAAGAAGCAAUUGAUAUCCUUGUAAACUCUUAUCGUUCAUCUCAAAUUAGAAACCAAGUUAAAAAAGAAGUCGCAAAAAUAAGUGGAAGUGACUCUGGUGCAAUAGGGAAGAAGAGGAUCCAUGCUGCAUUUAUCACACAAUGCCAUGUUCUUAUAAGAAGAUCUUCCUUGCAAUUGUUUAGGGACAUAGGCAAUUACUGGCUACGUUUAGUUGUCUUUAUUUUAAUUGCAAUAAGCAUUGGUUCUAUCUUCUAUGACAUUGGCUCCAGUAAAGGAUCAAAUUCUAUUCAGGGGAGAGGUUCUCUGCUCACAUUUCUUAUUUCAGUUCUGACUUUCAUGACCCUUGUUGGUGGAUUCUCUCCUCUUUUGGAGGAAAUAAAGGUAUUUGAACGAGAGAGAUUGAAUGGACACUAUGGUAUUACUGCUUUUCUGAUUGGCAAUAUGUUAUCUUCUGUUCCUUACAUACUAAUGAUCUCUCUAAUUCCUGGAGGAAUAGCUUACUACCUUUGUAGCCUUCACAAAGGAGUAGAACACUUUAUAUACUUCACUUGUUUGCUAUUUUCCAUUGUGAUGUGGGUUGAGAGCCUUAUGUUGGUUGUUGGAAGCAUCUCUCCAAAUUAUGUAAUAGGAAUGUUCAUUACUGGUGGAAUUGAAGGACUCAUGAUUUUAACAGGUGGAUUCUAUAGACUUCCAAAUGAACUUCCUAAACCAUUAUGGAAAUACCCUUUAUACCAUGUAUCAUUCCUUAAGUAUGCAUUUCAAGGAUCAUUCAAGAAUGAAUUUGAAGGCUUAAGAGUUUCCAUGGAGACUAAUAAAACCAUGAGUGGUAGAAAAGCAUUGACUGAUAUAUGGCAUGUUGAAAUGGGUCAUUCUAAGUGGGUUGAUCUUGCUAUCAUGUUUGGUAUGAUUGUGUUGUAUAGACUUCUAUUCUUGGCUAUCACUAAGAGCAAGGAGAAGUUGAAGCCUUUUCUUGCACUCAUCGGUACUCCUUAAGAUUAAACUUCAUUUCUCAACAAACAAGUAAAUAUGUCACUUGUUGAAAAUGAUAAAUCUUAUAUUAAUUCAUCUUUAAAAAAUAAUACAUGUUUGUCAGAUUAAUCUUUCUUAACAAUUAAUAUAUAUAUAUUUAAUGAGUGGAAUUGGUGUAAUCUUUCUUAAUAAUACAUGUAAGAAAUUCCAAUUCCAACUUCUAUGACCA
Molecule: messenger RNA, 2473 nt
Organism: Cicer arietinum (chickpea)
Lineage: Eukaryota; Viridiplantae; Streptophyta; Magnoliopsida; Fabales; Fabaceae
Product: ABC transporter G family member 1-like
Cellular component (GO): membrane
Molecular function (GO): ATP binding; ABC-type transporter activity; ATP hydrolysis activity
Source: RefSeq, a predicted model, not a curated record